Messenger RNA from Eutrema salsugineum, 2269 nucleotides. Its product is annotated as pentatricopeptide repeat-containing protein At2g17210. The transcript has a single exon. Bases 1 to 2226 code for a protein of 741 amino acids. Gene Ontology annotation, molecular function: RNA binding; protein binding. The record is from RefSeq and is a predicted model, not a curated record. NCBI's taxonomy places the organism in Eukaryota, Viridiplantae, Streptophyta, Magnoliopsida, Brassicales, Brassicaceae. Gene Ontology annotation, biological process: RNA modification.
AUGGGAUCACACUUGUGCUCAAAGCUACAAGCUUUGUCCUCAAAGAUUAAACAAGCUUCCUCCAAUGGAAAAUGGCGGGAAGUGGUCUCUGGGUAUUCAGAGAUACAGAGAGCUGGGAUUCAAUUUAAGGAUCCUUUCGUUUUCCCCAUCGUUUUUAAAGCUUGUGCUAAGCUCUCAUGGCUGUCACAGGGUAGAUGCAUCCACGCGAGUCUGUUCAAAAGAGAGUUUGAAUCUUUUGUUUCCGUCGGGAACUCGAUUGCUGAUUUCUACAUGAAAUGCGGAGACUUGAAUUCCGCGAUGCGAGUAUUCGAUUGCAUGAAUUCGAGAGAUUCGGUCUCUUGGAACGUAAUCGUUUUCGGGCUUCUCGAUCAUGGUUUCGAAGAAGAAGGGCUAUGGUGGUUUUCAAAGUCAAGAAUUUUGGGUUUUGAGCCUAAUGUUUCGACAUUGGUUCUUGUGAUUCACGCGUUUCGUAGUUUACGAUCGUUCGUCGAUGGAGAGAAGAUUCACAGCUACGUGAUUCGUAGUGGGUUCUGGGGGAUUUCGUCUGUUCAAAACUCGAUCUUGUGCAUCUACUCAGAACGUGAUUCGUCAAGCACACGCAAGCUGUUCGACGAAAUGUCUGAAAGAGAUGUUAUUUCAUGGAGUGUGGUAAUCCGAAGCUAUGUGCAAAGCCAAGAGCCUGUUUUGGGAUUGAAGUUGUUCCGAGAGAUGGUUCGUGAGGCGAAAACAGAGCCUGAUUGUGUAACCGUUACAAGUGUUCUCAAGGCCUGUGCGGUAAUGGAGGAUAUCGAUAUGGGAAGAUCAGUUCAUGGAUUUUCUAUACGUAAAGGCUUUGAUUUGGGAGAUGUAUUUGUACGUAACUCACUCAUCGAUAUGUAUUCAAAAGGAUUCGAUGUUGAUUCAGCAUUUAGAGUGUUUGAUGAGACGACUUGUCGAAACAUGGUUUCAUGGAAUUCGAUUUUGGCUGGCUUUGUACACAACCAAAGGUACGAAGAGGCUCUUAAGAUGUUUGAUUUGAUGAGAAAAGAGGCGAUUGAAGCAGAUGAAGUUACGCUCGUGAGUCUUCUUCAGGUUUGUAAGUUCUUUGAGCAGCCAUUGCCCUGCAAGUCAAUACAUUGCGUGAUAAUCCGACAUGGUUACGAAUCAAACGAAGUGGCCUUGAGUUCUUUGAUUGAUGCAUAUACAAGCUGCAGUCUUGUUGACGAUGCAAGAACCGUGUUUGGUUCGAUGACGUACAAGGAUGUAGUGUCUAGUAGCACAAUGAUCUCUGGAUUAGCCCGCUUUGGAAGAUCCAAUGAAGCGAUCUCAAUCUUUUGUCAGAUAAAGGAUAAGCUCAAUGCAAUCACCGUCAUAAAUCUACUUGACGCAUGCUCUGUUUCAGCAGACUUGAGAAAAUCAAAAUGGGCACAUGGAAUUGCUAUCCGGAGAGGCUUAGCCACGACUCACAUCUCAGUUGAUACCUCUAUCGUUGACGCAUACGCAAAAUGUGGAGCCGUGGAAAUCGCGAGGAGGACAUUCGAUCAAAUUCCUAGUAAAAACAUCGUCUCUUGGACCGUGAUCAUAUCAGCAUACGCAAUGAGCGGUUUACCGGAUAAAGCAUUGGCAUCAUUCGAGGAAAUGAAACGAGAAGGUUACAAACCAAACGCUGUGACAUAUCUAGCAGUUUUAUCAGCUUGUAACCAUGGUGGAUUGAUCAAGCAAGGUCUCAUGAUCUUCAAAUCAAUGGUUAAAGAUCACAACAAACCUUCAUUGCAGCAUUACUCUUGCGUUGUAGAUAUGCUGAGUCGAGCUGGAGAGAUUGAUAAAGCGAUGGAACUAAUCAAGAACCUUCCAGAACACGUUAAAGCCGGAGCUAGUGCUUGGGGAUCGAUUCUAAGUGGUUGCAGGAACCGUUCGAAAAGUGGGAUCAUGACCAAGGAGGCAGUAGCUGAGGUUCUUGAGCUUGAGCCUUUGUGUUCUUCAGGGUAUUUGCUGGCUUCAAGCGUGUUCGCUGCAGAGGAAUCGUGGGAAGAUGUAGCGAAGAUGAGGAAGUUAGUGAAGGAGAGAAAUGUUCGGGUCGUGGCGGGUUAUAGCAUGGUUCUCGAAGGAUCCAUGGCUAGGAGGUUUUUGGCUGGAGAGAAGCUAAACCAGAGUGAUUAUGAGUUAACCGACGUCGUCAAGAGUCUUCAUCGAUGCGCAAGGUUAGAAGACGAAGUUACUGAUGGACUAAAGGCCCAAUGGGCUUAGCUAAAUAAUUAAAAUACGACUUAACGACACCGUAUUUGGCCUU